Messenger RNA from Caenorhabditis sp. 36 PRJEB53466, 1124 nucleotides. The record is from the annotation of a GenBank genome assembly. Lineage: Eukaryota; Metazoa; Nematoda; Chromadorea; Rhabditida; Rhabditidae.
AUGAAUCAGCCAAGUACACCGAAUCUCGGAAAGCGAAAGCAAGCGGGAAACGCGGUCCGUCGCACCCGUGGACCUCGGACCACGUAUCCGGAGCAAUCGAUCGGACACCUCCUCCGAAUGGAUGUUCCGAAGCUGUUUAAAAUGGAUAAACGAUUGGAGAUGCUCGACGAAUUGCGAGGAAACGUUCAGGAGGAGAAGAUCGAAACGAUCGAAGCUCAAACAGUUGAGAUUCCCGAGAAAAUCGUCAGAAACAGUCCGAAAGAAGUGAGUUUUGUUGAAGGAGUUACACAAGAUUGUAGUAGCGCGUACUUUUCGUUUUACAGUUGUUACAACACUAAAAAGCCACAAUUCUAGACACCGUUUCUUUUUUUCAGACUUGCCAAAUCCCGGGCCGGGCCAGCAAAUCGUCGGCCCGGCCCGGCCCGGUCGGCCCGGAAGUUAGACCUCAAAAAAAUAUGCAAAAAAAAUAUGAAGGAAGAGAAAAACGCGUGCGGCAAAAUUGCUAAAAUGGCGUGCCAGAGUUGCAAUCAAUCGCUCCGCCCACUCUUGAGAAAAUUUUCGUAAUUUUUGUGAAAAUUUUGCGACUUUAAACAGCAAUUUCUAUUUUUUUAGCAGGUUUUUAUGCUAUAACAUUGCCUUUUUAUAACAUUGCCAAUUUUAAGUCUAUAAAAUUAUGCUCGUUUAGAAGUUCUAGUUCGCUUUGAAUUUUUAGGUGCAUCCUCCCGGGCCGGGCCCGGCCCGUUGCAAGUCUGCUUUUUUUUGAAUAUAAAUGUAUAUAUUGCAGAUAAAAUCCGAUCCGUACCCACCGAAUCUUCCGGCCACAAUCCCGUGUCCGAAGAACAAAAAGGGCACGAUGUUUCUGAAAACGAGAACUCGCAAGCGUUGUGAAACUAAAGUUUAUUGGUAAGACCUCAUUUGCAAGGGGGCAAUUAUAAAAUGAACACAUUUCCAGCUGCCGAUCGUGCCGGACUGAGCGUUCUGUCGAGAAGAUGAUCGACGCGAACGGCAACAUCAGAAGCUUCGAGAGCAUCGGAGCCCCGCAGCCGCCUCCGAAACGGCUCAAGUAUGAGCAAGACGAGGAUGAGGUCGAGGGCGACGGAAAAGUUUUUCAGUGUCCCUAUUAG